UAUGGUGACAGGCUAAAACAACUUAGAAGCUAUUGCCAUAGCAACAUGUAAACAAAGCAUAUGAGAGGAAAUGUCAGCCAGGACAGGAGACUCAGCAGAGGAGAAGGAGGAGGAGCGCGAGGAAAGGAGGAACAUUGAGGAUGAGGACUUUGAAGAAGCGGUGAAGGAGGCCGCCUCCUCUGCUGUUUCCAGGAGAAAACCUCUCGAACAGCAGAUCAUCCUCCACAUCCCAGAGGCAGUGGAUGAUUUCCUGAGGAACUUCCUCCGUAAAGCCGGUCUGAGCCGGACUCUGAGCAGCUUUGAGGCGGAGUGGUAUGUCUCGGCACAGAGACUCCUUCAAGAAACCCUGCCGACAGCAGCACCGGGCACCUUCUUCAUCUCCGAUGCGAACACGCACAGACAUCUGCUCCAGAUGGAGCUGGACUCGGUCCGCAGGGACACAGACCUGUUCAGGAGGGAGGCCAUGGCAGCAGCGGAGAGCCUGGUGAGGAUGCAGAGGGAAAGGGAUUUCCACCGGCUGCAGUAUGGAUGUGUUGCACAGCAGAAGAGCAAGCUGCUUAAUGACUACAAACAGCUGAAGAACCACUUGCAGUCCUACGAGCCCGUGCUGAGGCAGGUGGAGGACAAAUACCAAGCAGCUCUGAGGCAGAAAACACUCAUCAGCUUACAGAAGGACCGACUUCCAAACUCCACGGUUCCACAAGUCAGCCAUGAACAAGCCCAAGGGAAGAAAGAGUCCAAGGCGGAUUAAAGCUGCUGCCUGCUCGUUUUAAGCCUCUAAAAUAUGAAAUAAAUUCUUUGUAAAUGUUU
Molecule: messenger RNA, 810 nt
Organism: Melanotaenia boesemani (Boeseman's rainbowfish)
Lineage: Eukaryota; Metazoa; Chordata; Actinopteri; Atheriniformes; Melanotaeniidae
Product: sperm-associated antigen 16 protein-like
Exons: 1
Coding region: 71-751 (226 amino acids)
Source: RefSeq, a predicted model, not a curated record